AUAUGGUAACGGACACCAGACCAACAGCUCUAGGGCUAAACAGUUUAUGUCAAAAUAACAGUACUGUAACAAAUAUCAAUCAGUAGUACACUUACCUAGGUCAAAAUGACAGUAAAUCCAGUAAUUCGCUAAUACUGGACUAAACUCAUGUCAGUAAAUCCAGCUUAAUCCAAAACUUAUUAUUGGGGUCUGCAAAGACUUGCAUUGAAACCAGGGUGAUGGAAUCGGCCAACCAUGGAUGCUGCUAUACUUCUUGUACUGCCCUAUCCAACUGGACAAUAAGUCUGGGAACAUUGAGUAUAUGAAUCAGUGUAUUCUUUGAUCUGUACUUUAGUAGUCUUUAGGUAAUCAUUAAUGCAAACGAAACAAUAGACAAUGUGUUUCUGUCAGAAGAGGAUGAUGGAGUAUGAUUCCGUGUAGUGGACUGAGAAAACUGGCCAGGACCGCCAAGAUUAAGAUCCAAGUAGGUAAAAGGUAAUUCCGGCAGGGGGAGAUCACGACCACCGACUCACGGACCACCUACCCAAGUGAUACCACCUACUCAAAGAGAACAACAGAAAAGGACAACUGAGUCUUCGCAGUAAUUUACAUGUGAAGCAAGCAAAUUUGUACCAAUCACCAAAGAGUAUCAUUGAAUAUGUAUGAAUAGAAUAAAUAUGUAUAUACUUGAUCUAUAUAAAAUCAUAUGGAACAGGUGUAAGGCACGCAUGUUAGGUGGAGCGAUCCUCUGUGCAUCCGGUGCUGUGAAUAAAGAAUGCCUGCCUUUUAACACUACACUGGUGUUACUGAUUUCGCUGACAGCAUGAGCAUGGUUAUUAGGCAGAAAGCAGGGUAGGGCUUCUUCAGAUGAGCGACUUGACCAGCCGAGGGGCCUGGGGAAUGAAAAAUUUUCUGGUCAGACUGUCCCACUUUUAUUGUUGAGUCAUGGAAGCACUGUCUGGACUUGCUAGCCAGGCAUCGCAUCCCACAUCUCCUCCCUUCUGUGCCGUUUCUUUCCUUUGUGUGCUCAAAAAUACUGUAUAGUACAAUACUAACUGCACAUUUCCAGCCCUUCCUUUUGUGACAGCCCUUCCUUUCAUGACUCAGCAAGUGAAGGUGUGGUGGUCAUGUCCUGGCUGUGAAAUGCCAGGACUGAUGUCUGUGCCACACACCCCCCACCAAGGGUGUCAGAUGCAGAGAAGAGUUUGGUCAUGGAGUCUCUUUGUCUAUAGGUUUCUCUUUGGAAUGGAAAUAUUGUGUUCUUUUCAGAAGUUGUGAAAUCUCAAAUGACUGAAACUGAAAAAGCAGAGAUGUGGAAGGAGUCUGUACGCUAAAACUGGAUGUUGCCCCAGAGAACUGAUCUCUCUCCUGGUUGUACUGCAGAGUUCUGGUGGGAAGAUGGGAAAGUGAUGCACUAACUGCAUUGUAGAUGUUGUUAGUCUUGUAUGUUUUGUGAGGGUUUGUGCAGAGCUCCAGCUUGCUCCCAGGCAAUCCGCUGACUCACAGAAGGUCAGAUCCAAAGCAGCCAGAUUUAAAUGGGAAGGGUUGCCCAGCCAUGGCUGAGGGUGAGUGGGCAGGAGCUGCUGGCAAUAAAGAGAAGUCAGUGGGCUGGAUGGACAGCCAGGCUCAGGUGCUUCUGAACCUGUUGGACCUUCUGCUGUGACAGCUCAGGGCUCCCAGGCCCUGUGAUGGGCAUGGGAGCGGUUCCCCCUCCAGGUGUGGUACCACAGGGGCCAAGUGCCUGGGGUGAGGUAGGAAGAGCUGUUGGCUGCUGAAGGAGCUGCUAGCUGCUGCUGGCCCUGCCGUGGGUGGCCUUUCCAAGGGGAUGGCUCUCUGGUCUCUGCCUUUUGUUCCCAGGAGAAGCAGCCACCUGCCACCCCCGACUCAGCCCAGGAUUCCCAGCAACCCCGAUUCUCUGCUGGUGCUGCCCCAAACAUCGCUUCCAAGUGGAGGGCCUCUUUCUGUUAAGGCAUGUGAUCUGGAAAGACUCUGUAAGAAUCAGUGUAACUAGCGGAAGGUUGGAAGCAGAGCAGGCAUGUCUGCAUCCGACACCAGGGACCCUGACUCCGCUCGCUACAAACGUAAGGACAGCAACCUGUUGCUUUCUGCAGUUGCUCACUCCAUUUGAACUGGUUGUCCGUGUUCCCUGGUGAAUGACAGAAAACGAUUGACAGGUAUAAUUGAAAUCCAGUCAUCUUGUAUGAAAACUCUGGCCUGUAUUACGUUCUGGAGGUGCUUCUUAUGCUCAGCUCUUAAGCGUUGCUUAUUGUAUCUUGUUAUACAAAUACAUUGGAUUUUUUCCCAUCGUUUUUGGAUGCGAAGCAUUUUGUUUUUUGGCUGAAGAAAAAGAAACCAAGAAAAGAUGGACUGGAAUGUAAGACACCUCCAGAAUGCUGAUGCUAAGAAGAACCUGCAAAGUGAAGAAGCUGGUUACACUCCGUUGUUUUCUAAUGCACAUGCUUUUCAUCAAACAAAUGCCUAUACCUCUAAAAAUGCAUGCACUUAUGCUGGAAAUAACCAAAUGGCGUAUCUGCUAACUAGCAAUGUUGCCUCCCCUCCUGUAAAUGCUGAAGGAUUUAAUGCUUCAGAGCAGGCCUUACCAGGAGCAUCUGUAGCUGGUAAUGAUUUUUUUACCUUGAACUACUCGGUCAAUCAACAUCCAGCGUCCUGGGUACCAAUAGCUCCAAAGCCUCCAAAUCAGACACCACGUUUGCGAGCAGAGAUGACUCAGACUUCUUGGCCAAACUCUAAUUACAUAUAUUCCCUUAGAAAGUUACCUCCCCUGUCUUCUCAAAUGAACUCUGGAAAUAACGUGAGGAAUGUACAUCAGGAACCUCAGUAUGUUACCACAAACGGUUACACUGUGCAGCCACAAAUACCACAGCAUAAUUCUAUGAGAACUACAACAUUGUAUCAAAGUAACAUUCAUUCCCAGAAUAAUUCUAUGUCUCUUGGUACAUCUGGGCAACAUGUCCCAACCCAAAUAUAUCAUCCCAAUGCUCAGUUUAAAGUUUUACACUCACUGAAUCAAAAUUCUGCAGCAAAUGUACAGCUGGUACAAUACCAAUCAAGUCAGAUGGGAUCAGAAGCUCCUGGUGGAUGUUCUGUGCCAUCUUUGUUGCCUGCCAACUGUGAUUCAGGAGUUACAGUGCAGUCUUCAGGAGGUAUACCACAGGCAGUUCAAAAUGUGCCUAAUGGGUACACCCUUAGCCAACAGAGGUGCCCACUGGAUCCAAAAAAUACGUCUAGUUUUAACAGUGUUCAGCCACCCUGUCAGAAACAGCAGUCUGGAGAAGUCAGUCAGUCAGCUAGGAAUGUCUGUAAUUCAGGUGGAAAUCUGGCAGUAAAUCAGCCUUUCAAUGAAAUGUCUGUGCCCUCCCCUGGCAUUUCUAAAGAACUGUAUGGUGCUGUGCAAGAAAUGGGAACUCUUUCUUCGGUGGCUGCUUCAAAGCCCCUGAGUAAUCCUGCUUCAGUUCAACAGAGCCAGACUAGUAGCUUAAUGAAUGGGCCUGUUAAUUCUCAAAUUUCUUCAGCAGGGGCAGAUGGAAGGACAAUUACAAGAAACAGGCUAGCUUGGGAAGCAAAAAAGCUGCUUGCUAUUAAAAAAAAGUGUGACCUGCUCGAAAGGAUGCAUUGUUACAGAAGAAAACUCUUAGCAGGUUCAGAACAUGACAAAAGUACUGCCCCACUUCCUCCAAGUUACCAAGUUACUCUUGCUAAUUCUCUUCCAUGGAUGCCCAACCAAAAUGUACCACCUUCCCUAUCUGAAACAGAGAGGACAGAGAGUCUAAUACUUAACUCUUCACCUGAAGAAAGAAACAACAGAAACGUAGACAAUGCUGAUAACCGAGGACCAGAGGUGACUCAGAGUAACCCUCAGGUGGAGCAGGGAAGCCUUUCAUCAAGCUCUGCUCCUAUUCCCUCUCUCAGCAAACUCCCAGCUCAAUUAAAUAAUCCUGAGAGUGCUCCCAUCUCAGAACAAAGGGAUGCAAAUGCCUUGGCCUCUUCUCAAAAAACUGUGACAUCCUUGAACAAUGGUUUGUGUUUUAGUCAAGUGGACAGCUCUAUCAAAACUGCAUCAAAGAAUGUGCCAGCUAACCCUGAGAUCUCAUCAUUUCUUCAGUUUGUAUUGAGCAGCACAAAUGUAUUGAAAGAGAAGAGAGCUGGUGCUACUGCUGAUAAAAUACUGACUGAUCUCCUGUGUAGUGAAAAACCACUGAUAAAUACAUCUGUCUCGGAUGCAAGCUUACUAAAAGACACUAGUGAGAAGAAAGUAGAAAGUUUGAAAGGUGAGCAGGCAUGUGUGGUUCACACAAACUCUCCUGCAUCAGAAACAACCGAACCUGGUGAAGCUAAAUUCCAGAGUGAUGCAGCUCAGAAAAAAACGCCACUUACUGAAAAUACAUCUUUUAAACAGAGCAAUUAUAAUUGCUCUGUGGAAGAGCUAACUGCAUGCCUGGGCUUGUGGAAGAACCAUCCGUCGGAAUCUGUAAGUGUGCAAAACAGCCAGUUAAGUGACAGCCCCACGGCAGGUCAGAUUUCACCUUACAGCCAAAACACAAAAAAUAGAGAACAAAAUAAUGUUCUGGCUAGUACGGGUGAAGCAAUUUUGCCUGUAACAACUGCUGCUGUAGGACAAAAGCUUGAUACAUUGAGCUGCAAUUUGUUAAAAAGUUUUGAACUCCAAGUUGCAGUUGUCUCUCCCUUAGUACUUUCUGAACAGAGAACACAGAGUGAGCAUGCAGAAAAAUGUCCAACAUCUGCAGGUGAAACCUAUCCAGUGAUUGACUCAGGAAAUGCAUGUAGCUUGCAAGAAGAGGGGAAAAAUGGUUUAAGUGUGGUAAAUACCGAUAAAGGAAUGAUAGAAACUGUUCAGUCGUCAUGCAGUGAUUGUGUUCUGGUACAGAAAGUGGACUCACAUUUGCAACAGACCAAAUUAGCUGAUGGAAACAAAAUAGUAAAAAGCAGCAUGAGUGCAAAUGAUUUGUAUGAUGAAAACCAAAGGAAAGUUAGUCAAUCUGCACAAGAUGCUGGAGGAAAUCUGCAGCUUGAAUUACAAAGCAAGCCUUCUCUUUCUGAAUCGGGUGUAAAUUUUUCUAGUCAAAUCUUUCAAGAAGGUGUAAGAGACUGUAAAGACAAGCAAGCUGUGUUAGACACAGGAGAUACAUCCACAGGUAUGUUGGAAGAACAGAUGUUUUGUAUUUCUAGUGUAUGUUCUCUUGUUGAAGGUGAUACAUUUUAUAAUCCACAAAUAGCAAGUAUCUUCAGCUCAGCCCCCAAGACACAUGCGUUAAAUGGUACCUCAUCAGAAGGAAAUGCAUCUGUCCCAAGGCAAAAGGAGCAACGGCUGGGCUUGUAUAAAAAUGAGCUGAGCAGUAACACUCCCCAAAGAGAGAGCUUGCUGCAAAAGAUGUUCAAAAAAUCAUCAAGCUGCAUGAUUAAAGCAGGUAAGAUUUUGGAUGGUACCACUACUUGUCACUUGGAGAAAGAAAGCAGUGGCAGUCCUCUUAAAACAGUUUCUACCUCAAAACAAAAGAUGUUAUUCAAUACAUCUUUCAAGCAUUCGGAAAAUUACUUGGAAAGUCUUGCUAGUAUAAACCAGAAGUUAGCUCAAAAUUCACUAGAUUUCUCGAUCAGCUUAACUGCAGAAACAAAUGCACUCAGUGUUCCAGGAGACAACAGUAAACAAAAUUACAUGUCCAGUAAAAAUAGCACAGAAAAAGAGAUUAACUUUUUUGGAGCAGAACCUAUUAAAUGUCUAAACAAUCAGCUGUCUGAACUAGUGAAAGAGUUUCCAUAUGGCAUUGAAGGUGCUGAUAUGCUAACAAAAAAACCAGUACAAAACAAUUCUGUGGCUGAGCAGAUGGAGAAUCAGCCUCAAAAUAAGACUCAAAUUUGUGACAAGAAUUCUCAUUUGAAGGACCCAGCAGAUCAGAUAAAAAUUGCUAUGUUAAGCUCUGGUCAGAUGCAAGAACUGUCCCCUGAAGUCAACUGGUGUUCCUCUAGUGACAGGAAGAGAGUAGCAAGUCAACAGUCAGAAGAGGAUUCAGCUGAGAAGGUGAACCUUGAAGGCAGUAUUCAGCCUAGUCAGAGUCUUCAUGAGAAGACAGACAAUCCACAAAAAACCUCCAACCCCAGGAAAAAAAAAAAAGAUGAUUGUUCUUUAAUGGAUUGGCUAUCUGUAGCAUGUAAAACGCCAUGGUGCCCCUGUGAAUUAGGAACGUCUGUUUCAGAGAAAAGUGAUGAUCAACUUUCAAAAGCUGAAAAUACGAGCUCUGUAGAGAGACAAGAAAACAACAGUAAAUCUGAUGCUGUAAUGACGAACAACUGUGCAGUGGGAGACCUGCCAAUUUCUGAAAAAAUCCCAAACAAAGAUAUUUGCAAACAGGACUCUUUAAUGACCAAAAAUGCUAGGCUAAAGGUGAAUAAUGAAUACAAACCGCUUACAACACAAGAGGAAAAAAAUGGACCACUUAAUUCCUCUGAAAACCAGGAUGGUGAUGAAUCUAAAAGGAGCAGCUGGAAGGAAGAGCUGCAAAUCAACAGAGGAACCCCAUUGUUAGACCAAGAAUUUCAUUCUGACCAAAAAGAACAUCACACAGUCUCAGAAGUGUUGUCAGAGAAAGCUGGUCAUACCAAUGCAGACAACGUGACAAAGUCACCCAAAAAGAAUGAGGGAGUUUUCAAAAUGGAGUCCCUUUCAAAAGAUAAGACCAAAACAGGGUUGGUCACAAAAUCCAAAACAGAUGUUCACAAGUUUACAAAGUCAGAAACCAUUGAAAUGAAGCACGCUGAAGUCAAUCAAAGACAAAAAAUUAAAACCUGUGAAGAGAACUCAGCUGAAGAACAGAACUGUAGGAAACAAAAGGAGAUACUUGGGCAAGAUGUAGGAAUUAACAUCAAAGAGAGAGCCAAAUUAUCAGCAGAAACAAAACAUAAAAAGCUGAAUAGUUAUCCUGCUGAUGCUGUAAAGUUCCCAAAUUUCAGCACUGUAGACUUAAAGGCAAGAAACCACAAACACUCUCAGCAUAAAUCUAUGAAAGUUCAUCCUUCACAGGAGCAGUUGUACAAACGGAAGAGGAAGGAAAAUAUGAUUGGGAAGAGUAAGAAAAGAAAGGUGGAAGAGGAAAGACUGAAACAACCUGAAGCACAGAAUUCCAAGCAGCUUUCACAUAAUUGCAUGAUAAAUACUGACAAAGCUAAGAAAUUGAAUGGAGAAAAUGGCUGGAAACCAAAGAGUUCAUUAGCAGAUCGCUCUGUGCUUAAACUACAGAGAAAAAGGGCUCGAUCGUCUACCAUCUCUAAAAAUUACCUUCCUAACAGAGAAAGAGGUCUCGACGGUCAAAAUAAGGACAAGUGCUCUGAGAAAAUGUUUCCUGAUAAAAACCUGCUAUACUUAAAUAGAAGAAAUAACAGAGUAAAAAUGCAUCUUCAAAAGGAACCAAAAAAACACUACCUGAACAGAGUUGCAUUUAAACGUACGACACAGGAGCGCAUAUAUCUGACAAAAUUAGAGACAUCACCUGUCAGACCCACCUGGCAUAUAAAGUCCAAAGUGUCACAAAAGAGCCCAGGUGCAAAAAGAGAUUUUUCUGCCUCAGAAGCUGAGAAAUCACGCAAACGAGAAGUACUUGAAUUUAAGCUGUGUCCAGAGAUAUUGUUCAGAAAUCCAACCACUGAUGAAGAAAGCUUAGCUGCAAAGAAUUCCCUGGGAAGAGAGAAAGCCGUUGUGGCAGGUGUCAAGAGUAAGAAAGAAGAUUGGUUAAAAUGUGAUCCAGUGAAGCAAAAAAAGCUGGAAGAGGUCUCUACAGCUGAGGACAGUAUUCCACUUGAUACAGCUAUACAGAUGCUGGAUGGAGAUCACGAGGCUCUUCACAUUCCAGUCAAAGACUCAAAAGAGAUGUUUCAGACCUACAGGAAGAUGUAUCUGGAAAAAAAGAUGCGAAAGCCUUGAUAGUCCUCCUGUAUCACAGGUCUUACACAGUAUCACUGGAAAAAAAAAAGCCAACACUAAAAUGCUUUUCCCUGUUUACUUAGUAUUUCUAAAUAAUUGUAAAAAAAAAAGUUUUGGCAAUUUUUUCCCCCGUUUGCCUCAUUUGUGAAUGAUUGAGUUCUUAUCUGUAUUUAUUGCACAAAUAUGCUUUGGUGCUGAAAAUGCCAUUGUCAAACGUAUUGUUUCCUUUUGGCAUAUUUGAAUUUUU
Molecule: messenger RNA, 8180 nt
Organism: Egretta garzetta (little egret)
Lineage: Eukaryota; Metazoa; Chordata; Aves; Pelecaniformes; Ardeidae
Gene: RESF1
Product: retroelement silencing factor 1
Exons: 6
Coding region: 2342-7933 (1863 amino acids)
Cellular component (GO): nucleus
Molecular function (GO): histone methyltransferase binding
Source: RefSeq, a predicted model, not a curated record